AUGGAGCAAACGGGAGUGUACCCGGUAAAAGUGUUCAUUUAUGACGUGACCAAAGGAAUGGCUCGGCAGCUGAGUCCUGUCAUGAUCGGGAAACAAAUUGAUGGUGUAUGGCACACUGCCAUUGUGGUUCAUGGGAAGGAGUUCUUCUUUGGAGGAGACGGAAUAAAUCACUGUCCUCCUGGUAAUACUAUUUUAGGACCACCAGAUUCAACCGUGGACCUGGGAUCCACUGAAGUGCCGGAGGAAGUCUUUAUGGAGUACUUAAGUUCUCUGGGAGAAUCCACUUUUAGCGGCGACAAAUACCACUUAUUGGACCACAACUGCAACACAUUCAGCAAUGAAGUGGCGCAGUUUCUGACCGGACAGAAAAUCCCGUCUUAUGUAACGGACCUUCCAUCUGAAGUCAUGUCCACUUCGCAUCCAUCCGAAUCGAUCCUAAUCUCAGCACCGGAGGUCAACAACGUCAACUUUUUUUUGAACACUUGA
Knipowitschia caucasica is the source of this 486-nucleotide messenger RNA. Lineage: Eukaryota; Metazoa; Chordata; Actinopteri; Gobiiformes; Gobiidae. The record is from the annotation of a GenBank genome assembly.